This is a messenger RNA of Mobula hypostoma (lesser devil ray), 9226 nucleotides long. It is a transcript of the gene clvs2, whose product is annotated as clavesin 2. Gene Ontology annotation, cellular component: clathrin-coated vesicle; trans-Golgi network; membrane. Gene Ontology annotation, molecular function: phosphatidylinositol bisphosphate binding. The transcript has 5 exons. The record is from RefSeq and is a predicted model, not a curated record. Lineage: Eukaryota; Metazoa; Chordata; Chondrichthyes; Myliobatiformes; Myliobatidae. Bases 474 to 1454 code for a protein of 326 amino acids. Gene Ontology annotation, biological process: lysosome organization.
CACACACACACACACAUGCACACGGGUGAAAGAGAUGUACAAUACGACUGGGACAGCAUCACUUCGACAUGGAUCCUUCCAAGCAACCGCAUGAACGCAUUUCUCCUGAAAUGCAAUAAAAUAAUCGCCGAAAAUUCAAAUACAUCUUACUGCAGGGUGCCGCAUUGCCUGGAUGAUGGUAGGAAUCGUAUCCUGCAAUGUGGUGGCUGUUGUAUUGAUCUGAGGUACAUUUAUCUACUCCUCGCGUGUUAGUUAGCCGGAUAUCUUCGCGGCUGGGCUACAGCGACCGUGGUCGAUCCUGUACGUUUUAAUGCACAUUUUUUCCCGAUCGUGUUACUGAAAUCGCACGGUUCUGUGGGGGAAAUUAACAGCUAGGAUGAUGAUCGGAAGCUAAAAGGCAGGUUGGCUGCCUGUUCGCUGCACGGAUCUGCACUGACAUACCCUGCGUGUCUAACAGAGGGAGCGGGAGAACAAUGACUCACUUGCAAGCAGGGCUUUCGCCAGAAACUCUGGAGAAAGCCAAACUGGAGCUGAAUGAGAACCCAGACACCUUACACCAGGACAUCCAGGAAGUAAGAGAUAUGAUCAUCACCCGGCCAGACAUCGGCUUCCUUCGGACUGACGAUGCUUUCAUCUUAAAGUUUCUACGAGCCCGAAAGUUUAACCAUUUCGAGGCGUUCCGUCUCCUGGCUCAGUACUUCGAGUAUCGCCAACAGAACCUGGACAUGUUCAAGAACUUCAAAGCCACUGAUCCGGGAAUCAAACAGGCACUGAAAGAUGGCUUCCCUGGAGUGCUUUCUAACCUGGAUCACUAUGGCAGGAAAAUCCUGGUCCUCUUCGCUUCCAACUGGGAUCAGAGCAGAUAUACCCUUAUAGAUAUUUUGCGUUCUAUACUGCUGUCCUUGGAAGCAAUGAUUGAAGACCCGGAACUUCAAGUGAAUGGAUUUAUUUUGAUAAUAGACUGGAGCAACUUUACUUUCAAGCAAGCCUCCAAAUUAACACCAAGUAUGCUCCGAUUAGCCAUUGAGGGACUACAGGACAGCUUUCCCUCUCGUUUUGGAGGAAUCCAUUUUGUCAAUCAGCCUUGGUAUAUUCAUGCUCUUUAUACUGUCAUUAGGCCCUUCUUGAAAGAGAAGACUAGAAAAAGGAUAUUUAUGCAUGGAAAUAACCUAAAUAGUCUUCAUCAGCUUAUACAUCCCGAAAUCUUGCCUUCAGAAUUUGGAGGGAUGCUGCCACCCUACGACAUGGGAACAUGGGCAAGAACUCUGCUGGAACACGAGUAUGACGAUGACAAUGAAUAUGUUAGCGAUUCCUAUAAUAUGUCUUUCAAAGAUGUGGAAAAGUCCUUGUCUCCAAAAUCUAUGAAGAGAUCCCAAUCAGUGGUCGAAGCUGGAGUCCUGAAACACAUAGAUAAAGACGAUGAAAACACCCAACCUUUGCUUUCCCUGGAUUAGCACCUUCCAGGCCACAGAAUAUUCAAGAGAGAGUAAAGCGCUUCUUCAAGGGGGGUUCUGCACUUAACACAGAGUAUUCUGUGUAAAAUGCCACGCUAAACAUGUCACUUGGUAUGGACACUGCAAACUAGAAAUAGGCUGUAAUAUUUGCAGAUGCAUCCUUGCCUGCCCGUUGGAUGGUAACUGUUGGUAAAUAAUGUCUUUAUUCAAAAAGUGGAAGUGCCAACUUUAUUGUAAAUACAUUUUCGUAUCAUCAUUGGGAAGUAUUUCAACGCUAUUCAGCAAAAUUCAAUAUAAAAUGAUAGUGGAACUAUUUUCUGAGCCAAGUUUACCGGUGGUGCAGCCUGUACCAAGUACUGUCUGGUUAAACUUUUACCCUCACCAACAGUGUUUUCCUUCAAGAAAGGUAAUGCUUUGGUUGGAGAAAAGUAGCUGUGGCCCAAGUUUAGGGUUCAGUAUUUCUUGUCAGUUUGAUUGUUUAAUGCGGUUACACUAUAAGAAUAAUACUUGCAUUUAUAUAGCGCCUACUCAUAAUGACACCACCUCAAAACAAUUCACGAGGAAUGUUUCUGUCCAACACACAGCACACUCAAAAAAGAAUAGAAAAUGUAAUCUAUGGUAAAUAUGACCAGGAGGAAAGACAAACACUGAGCUGAGCACCAUCUUGUUCUGAAAUAUUCACAUCAGGUAUUUCUGUUACAGUGUUAUAAGAAUAUAUUUGCACUGUUUCCAAUUAUCAUGGUAUCAGUUUUUUUUUACAGAGUUACAAUGAAUUUUACAAAACAGAAAAUAGCUGUUCAGUCCAUUAAGUCAAUGCCACUGUUUUUCCUUCACUCAAGUUUUACCCUAUUUUACCUCAUGUCAAUUUUCUCCCUUAUGUUUUUAUCAAACUUCUAUUUAAAUAUCAGUCACUAUAUUUCAUUAUAAAUUUCUCCUGAGCUGUUUAUUGUGGUUACAAUGGCUAUCUUCAAUUUGGAAUUGAGUUUUAGACUCUUCCACAGAGAAUAAAUUCCAAAACCUUUGGUGUUUCUUGAAAAAACACACACAUUACUGAUUUUCUGGCUUGCAUCCUUUAGUAUUUCUGCCUCCCUAAAAUGAAUUUAUUGAUUUCUUUCUCUGUUUGCAAUUUUCUGGGUGAGCUGUUUCCCACUCUGAUCUUCUCCUACAGUAUAUUAAUAAGUUAUAUUUAACCUCUAUAUUGUUGUAUUUCUCAUCUAAACAUAUAUUGUGUUUCUUUGUCCUUUAUUUAAGAACAUAGGAUAUAGAAUAGUACAUCAGAGUACAGGCCCUUCCCUCCCAAACAGCUCUCCAUUUUCCAUUCAUCCAGGUGCCGCUUUAAGAGUCUCUUAAUCGUCCUUAAUGUAUCUGCCUCUAUCAUGUGUUUACCACUCCAUGUAAAAAAAACCUACCUCUGACAUCCCCUCAUACGCUCCUCCAAUCACCUUCUCCUCUCAUAUUAACCAAUUGCCACCCUGGGAUAAAGAUGCUGAUUGUCCGCUCUAUCUGUGUCUCUUAUACACCUCCCCUCUUCCUUUCCUCCAAAAAAAGUAAAACACUAGCCUUUUUGUGUUAAUUUUGUCCUGGGGUACAGUUAAUUUAUUAUGUUGGAAUCCUAACAACUUAAUACGAUCACCUUCGAACCAUCUUAAUCUGUGAUGUGAAUAUUUCAAGUCUUUUGUUACACCACAGGUAUUUUGUCCUGUUUCUCCAUUUCAUUGGUAUUGUUUGUAGCCAUAGUGUCAGGUUCUCCCUCAUGUGGUAUGGACCCAUAGCAGUAUGCAACUCUCAGUGACCGGUUUUUUCAAGUAAUCUUUCCCCAUCCCUCAAGUUAUUCUAUCCAAGAUCCUGUUUUCCUCUUAUAUGACCACUUAAGUGUUGAAAUUUUAAAGACCUUUCCCAUUUAUUUUUCUUAACAUACAAACAGAGAGAGAAUAUAGCAUGUGUAAGAAAUAGCAGAAUUUCUGUGAAUGUAAAUCAUGUGCGUGUGUUUACCAGUGCACACACUCUUUUGUCAGGGAUGCUGGAUUUAAUGCAGUUAUUCUUUAAAUGUAUGAGAAGUACGAGGAAGUACCUAUUUUACACAAUGCAUUUAUGACCUUAAGGCAUCAGAAGAAUUUCAGAACCCUGUAAAUACUUUUGAAGUGUGGUUCUUGAACUCAGCAGUGUUGAGUUUAAGUUACUUGAGUGGCAGAUACAAUUUUGGAUUGUUGAUCCGAAGAUACGAGGUCAAUGAAAAUAAAUCAGGGAUUUAGUCACUAUAAAUGAAGUCAUGAAACUAUUGGAUUAUUAUAAAAACCCUUGUGGUUCAUCUUUACCCCGACUAACCAAUUUGUGUGUCUCCAGACACACUUAAAUGGUUGCUCUCUCUCUUCAUUUCAGAGGCAAUUAGGUGAUGGAACAUAACUUGCUGUCAGCAGCGACCAUGUCCCAUGCACGAAGCCAAAAAAACAUGAUCAGAAGAUCUGACAACUAAUUUGAACAGUACACUCCCACAAGUAGCAGUAAGGAUAAAAAGAUUACAGUCUAUCCUUUGAAAUAUGGCAUUUGAGUUUGAAAGGACUGGUGAUUGUAUAGUUUCAAUGCCUUAUUCAAAACAAAGACAGAGCAACAAGGCUUCAGUCCAAAUCUAUCAGCCAGGGUUCUGUCAGAAGCUUCAGAUUUCAGGACACAAGGCUGUUUAAUAUGUGAACAUGAACCUUUGAACUUUUGAUUAGGAGCUUAAUUGUAAAUUUUCAUUCAUUUUGCAAGUAAAACACACGCCAGCAACAAAAUUAGAAGCAAAAUACUGUAGAUGCUGGGAAUUUAAAAUUUUAAAAAAGUACAGAUAAUGGUGGCAUUCUGCAGAUCAGGAGCAAGGGAGAGAAAAACAAAAUUAAGGUUUCAGGCAGAAAUGUUAUUAGGUGUGACAACCCGAACUGCAAGCUAAAAGAUGAUACCUUAUCGCCGAAAUUAGAUGUUGAACUUAAGAGUAGGAGUGAUGAAACAGAGACAAACAACAGGAAUUCUGCAGAUGCUGGAAAUUCAAGCAACAUACAUCAAAGUUGCUGGUGAACGUUCAUCAGCAACUUUGGUGAUGAAACAGAGGUCUGAUUCAAGUCCUGCUUAAGGCUUUAUUCUUUGUUAUUACGCCAAAUUGAAAAUCCAUUGUGGACUGUACAAAGCUAAAAUAGAACCAGACUGACUGCAGGAAACCCAUCAAGUAGAACAGUUAACUUCAGCUGCAGUGUAAAGGAAGGUGAGGCAGGGUAAUUUGAUGGAUAAUUGGCUAUUGCCCAAGUUUUGUUUCACUGAAAUUGAAACUCUUGACAAUUAAAGCCCUUAUAUAAACACUUAGAAGGUCAAUGAAGAAUUUUCAACAAAUAUAUUGUUCUGUUAAAUUGAAUAGAGUACUGUAUUUAAAUUAAAAUAUCCAAAUGUUUUAUGUGCCCAUAAUGUUUUCACCCCCCUUUGACAUUUUAAUUAACCUUUUUAUUUCUAAAGCCACUCAUCCAUGUUAUAUUAAACAAAGACCCCAAAACAACACAUAGACAUAUUUUUGGUCUAAAAUUAAACAUUUGUUAAUUCUGCUGUGCUUACUAAUUACUUGAACAACAGGAAUGGUAGCAUCUUCAACGAGCAAUUUGACAAUAGACAAUAGGUGCAGGAGUAGGCCAUUCAGCCCUUUGAGCCAGCACCGCCAUUCGCUGUGAUCAUGACUGAUCAUCCACAAUCAGUACCCUGUUCCUGCCUUCUCCCCAUAUCCCUUGCCUCCGCUAUCAUUAAAAGCUCUAUCUAUCUCUUUCUUGAAAACAUCCAGAGAAUUGGCCUCCACUGCCUUCUGGGGCAGAGCGUUCCACAGAUCCACAACUCUCUGGGUGAAAAAGUUUUUCCUCAACUCCGUUCUAAAUGGCCUACCCCUUAUUCUCAAAUUGUGGCCUCUGGUUCUGGACUCCCCCCAACAUCGGGAACAUAUUUCCUGCCUCUAGCGUGUCCAAUCCCUUAAUAAUCUUAUAUGUUUCAAUCAGAUCCCCUCUCAUCUUUCUAAAUUCCAGUGUAUACAAGCCCAGUUGCUCCAAUCUUUCAACAUAUGACAGUCCCGCCAUCCCGGGAAUUAACCUUGUGAACCUACCCUGCACUCCCUCAAUAGCAAGAAUGACCUUCCUCAAAUUUGGAGACCAAAACUGCACACAAUACUCCAGGUGUGGUCUCACCAGGGCCCUGUACAACUGCAGAAGGACCUCUUUGCUCCUAUACUCAACUCCCUUUGUUAUGAAGGCCAACAUGCCAUUAGCUUUCUUCACUGCCUGCUGUACCUGCAUGCUUACUUUCAGUGACUGAUGAACAAGGACACCAAGAUCUCGUUGUACUUCCCCUUUUCCUAACUUGACACCAUUCAAAUAGUAUUCUGCCUUCCUGUUCUUGCCACCAAAGUGGAUAACAUCACAUUUAUCCACAUUAAACUGCAUCUGCCAUGCACCUGCCCACUCACCCAACCUGUCCAAGUCAUCCUGCUAAUGCAUCUCAACAUCCUCCGCACAUUUCACACUGCCACCAGCUUUGUGUCAUCUGCAAAUUUGCUAAUGUUACUUUUAAUCCCUUCAUCUAAAUCAUCAAUGUAUAUUGUAAACAGCUGCGGUCCCAGCACUGAGCCUUGCAGUACCCCACUAGUCACCGCCUGCCAUUCUGAAAGGGACCCGUUAAUCCCUACUCUUUGUUUCCUGUCUGCCAACCAAUUUAUGAUCCAUGUCAGUACCCUACCCCUAAUACCAUGUGCUCUAAUUUUGCCCACUAAUCUCCUAUGUAGGACCUUAUCAAAGGCUUUCUGAAAGUCCAGGUACACUACAUCCACUGGCUCUCCCUUGUCCAUUUUCAUCGUUACAUCCUCAAAAAAUUGCAGAAGAUUAGUCGAGCAUGAUUUCCCCUUCGCAAAUCUAUGCUGACUCGGACCGAUCCUGUUACUGCUAUCCAAAUGUGCCGCUAUUUCAUCCUUAAUAAUUGACUUCAGCAUCUUCCACACCACUGAUGUCAGGCUAACUGGUUUAUAAUUCCCUGUUUUCUCUCUCCCUCCUUUCUUAAAAAGUGGGAUAACAUUAGCUACCCUCCAGUCCUCAGGAACUGAUCCUGAAUCUAUAGAACAUUGGAAAAUAAUUACCAAUGCAUCCACGAUUUCUAGAGCGAACUCCUUAAGUACCCUGGGGUGCAGACCAUCAGGUCCCGGGGAUUUAUCAGCCUUCAGCCCCAUCAGUCUAUCCAACACCAUUUUCUGUCUAAUGUGAAUCUCCUUCAGUUCCUCCGUUAUCCUAGGUCCUCUGGCCACUAUUACAUCUGGGAGAUUGUUUGUGUCUUCCCUGGUGGAGACAGAUCCACAUUACCCGUUCAACUCAUUUGCCAUUUCCUGGUUGCCCUUAAUAAAUUCACCUGUUUCUGUCUUCAAGGGCCCAACUUUGGUCUUAACUAUUUUUUUCCUCUUCACAUACCUAAAGAAGCUUUUACUAUCCUCCUUUAUAUUCUUGGCUAGCUUGCCUUCGUAUCUCAUCUUUUCUCCCGUAUUGCCUUUUUAGUUAUCCUCUGUUGCUCUUUAAAAGUUUCCCAAUCCUCAGGCUUCCUGCUCAUCUUUGCUAUGUUAUAUUUCUUCUGUUUUAUUUUUAUACUAUCCUUGACUUCCCUUGUCAGCCAUGGUCGCCCCUUGCUCCCAAUCUUUCUUCCUCUUUGGAAUGAACUGAUCCUGCACCUUCUGUAUUAUUCCCAGAAAUACCUGCCAUUGUUUCUCCACUGUCAUCCCUGCUAGUGUAUCUUUCCAGUCAACUUUGGCCAGCUUCUCUCUCAUGGCUCCAUAUUUGAAGCCACACUCACAAUAAAAAAAUAAUAAAAAUACUAGCAUACUGUUCUCUCUCCUGAAAUUAGGAUGCAUUCAUCUGCACUCUCCUGUGACAGUCACCAUGAGGCAAAGGCAGCUCAGGGAAACUUUAUUAAAUGAUUGACAGCCUGAUGCCAGUGCUUUUGGUAGACUGAUUGAAACCUUCUUGCAGUUCCCCGCCACCCUACAGAUCUCUGAUUGUGAAUCUCGGAUUUAAUUUUUCAACAUCAGUUAGAAUCUGUUACGCGUUAUUCAGCUGAAGGGAAAAAAAGAGAAUGAUACACAAUAUUUCAUCUUGAUAAAAUAGAUGCUUUGGAGGCAUUUCCAUUUCCAGGGAUCGACUCAAUUACAUUUGUUGUAAAAUGUUGAUUGGCCUUUUGCUUUUGCAUUAUCCUUGUUUUCAUGUCUUCCACUUUUAUUUUUGUAUAUUCAGAACCCAUCUUCAUUCCAGAACAGAUUGGAUGUGAAGUACAUAGUGGAUAUCGAGUUUAAACAAAAUUGUUCUUCCCUCAUAGCUACAAAGUUACUGAAUUAAUUUGCUACAGGUAGCAACUGUCAGUAAAAAGUACAUGAUUAUUUUGUGACCACUUAAUAAUUUAUCAUUAUAAAAAUAAUUUAUUAUUUGUUAUUUGCACAAAUAUUGCACAUAAUUAUUUAUUUCAACAGACUUCACAUGCUAUAAUCCGAAGAACACAUUUGGUAAAUGAUGUAAAUAAAAGCCAUGUAGAACAAAAUGUAAUUAUGCAGAUUCUACUUAGAAGUAAAUUUUGAUCUAAUUGAUUUGUGCUAAAGCUGUUGUAUGUGUUUCGAGAAAUGAGCUGCAUUUUAUUAUAACAUUUUAAAGAUUAUGCAGUGCUCAGAACAUUUCUUAUGCAACCCAGUCUCUGCAUUUAUGAAUACUUACCCAAGCUAUAGAAGAAUAAUUUUCUUGUCUAUGAUUCAUGGUGUUGAUUCAUAAAUAAUGAUUUACAUGCAGCAGCAGAUGCAAUGGGAAUAUGCUAUAAAUCUCUUUCAAUGUGAUGUACUGUACAUUUUUUGUUUGUUGCUUCUAGGUACUCGAUAAAAGAAAUCCCAUGAGAAUUUGUUAUAUUUGCUUUUUUCAAGCUUCGUUUCAUUUGUAGCCAUCUUCUCCUUUGGCAUGUGUAAUACUUAAGGAUUUAUUUUGUUCUCUAAAGUGCUAUUGUCAUAAGCAUUAGAGAAAUAUUUGGAGAAACACAAAGUUGAGGUAAAUAGCACAUGCUAAUUGUAGAAAGAUAUCAUGCCAGCUAUGUAUGUGGAGUAUAUUUAUGCCUAGAAAUAUACAGUACGUUGCUGUAUUUGGAAUUUAUUUCUGAACAGCAGCAUAUGGCAGAAAGAAAACUAAUAUGCAAAUAUAGCAUUUAAAAUGGAACCAAAGAUAGGAUUCCUGUCAAGAUGAAAAGAUCUUGAGAUUAAGUUAAAUGAGGUUGGCUUAUCUUGAUUUUAAAGUAUUAUACAGUUACACAAUUGUAUUAUUUUUCAGUGGCAUUUUGUAACCUCUAUUUGAAAUUUAAAGUAAACUGAAUGUGACUUAGAAACAAGACAUGAAUGUAGAUCAGAAAAUUGGGCCUACAAGUAGCCUACCUCUGAUCUGAACUAUCAACUACUACAGCUCUGGGCUAAAUAAAUAUUAUUAACUGAAUUGUACUCCAUCUACUAAAAUGUUAUAUAGGCUGAAGUUCUUUGGUGUUUCUGGAAGUCUCAUUUUAAAAUUAUUGUUAUAUGACAAACAAAAAUAGCAUUUCAUGAGAAUAUUUUUAUGAACUGCUUCUGAUAAGGUCAAAGACUGUUUAACAAUGUUAGUGAUUAGACAGUUAAAAGAAACAAUAGAUAAUUGCAAAACACACUGCUUGAAUUUAAACGCAAACAACAGGAAUUCUGCAGAUGCUGGAAAUUCAAGCAACACACAUCAAAGUUG